Molecule: messenger RNA, 4319 nt
Organism: Chara braunii
Lineage: Eukaryota; Viridiplantae; Streptophyta; Charophyceae; Charales; Characeae
Source: the annotation of a GenBank genome assembly
UUGUGGGCCACACGAUUCGGUUCUGCCAGCAACGGCGGGAUGAUGAGCUUGCGGGCUUGAUUUCCUCUUGUAUGGAUGGGGAUAUAUACGACAAGUGGGGGGAGCACAUUGACCUCAGGACCCCGAGAGGUAUCAGGCAGGAAGCCCUCAGGUGGGCAGCGGCAGGGCCAUCGACCGCCCCGACCAUGUUUAGACUCUGGCAAGAGAGAGAGGACCCGGCCGUAAGGAUCGAAGAGAUCACGGGGGAUAGCGAGGAGGUUACGCAACGAUUAAAGGUCGGGGCCAUAAAAGACGAGCCGAUAAUUGUUGAGUCAGACGACGAGGAGAGGGAAGAUGAAGGGGAGCCGGCCGUAACCACCCUGGAAAAGAUGGAGGAUUUAAUGGGAAAAAUAGGGAGGUACCAGCGGAAGUUGAAAGAGUUAUGUGAUGAAGUCCGAGGGUGGAGAUCCGACCUCCCAAAGGUCUUCCUCUAUGAGACUGGGCCGGGGCCUGCAGCUGGGCAGCAGAAUAGUCCCGGGGUUGCCGUGGUGGGGUCUGGCCCCAGGUCAGGAAUGAUGUUCAGGCCGCCCACCCCGCACGGGCGGGCGCCGCAAGCAACUCAAACGAGGAGCCAAAGUAAGGUGGGCCCUAGUCAGCCACCAAGCCAAGCUCCAAGUCAGGCACCCCCACGGAAGAGACCUGAGCCUGAGCGUAGAAAGGAGGUGGUCGAGGUCCAGGAAGAAGAGGAAGAGGAUGAUGACACAGAGGAUGAGAGACUCUGCCAGGAGGAGGAUCGGCGGACGGAGCAGAGAGCUCAGAGAAAGGAGGCUCAGGAGAGGGUCGAGCCAGGUCUACAGGAUGGUGUGCCCAGGAAAAGGAAGUACAUCGUCAGGCUGGAGAAGGACUUUGACGUGGAAAGGAUGGUGGACCGACUCCUUGAAGGUCACAAUGACCUUAUGAAUUUAAAAGACAUCCUGGCAUCCGCUCCAAGACUCCGGGAAGAGUUGAAGGGGCGAUUGUCUCGAAGGCUGGUGCCCAACGUGCAUUUGAGCGUCGUCCUGCCCAGGGAAGUAGGAUGGACACAAGCUGGGACGAGAAUGGACUGGAAGUGUGUGGCAUGCGGGUUGGUGGACUUGGUAAUAAAGGAGAAGAAGUGUCUGGCAAUGAUGGAUACGGGCGCUGAAAUGAACAUCACUAGGGAGAGAGAUGCGCUUAUGCUCGGGAUGGAGAUCGACCGUGCAGAUCACGGUGUGCUGCACGGGGCUAACUGUAAAGCAAUUUUUUGCGGCACAGCAUCGAAUGUGAUCAUGGAGAUUGGCAAGGUGCGAGCAAGAACGUGCUUUUUCGUCAUGCCAGAUGCGGACCAUCCCAUCCUGCUGGGUAGAUCGUUCAUGUGCAGAACGGAGACUCUGAUCUUCAACAAGCACGAUGGAACGAUGAUAUUGCUCCUAAGUGAUCCAGCUUGUGGGAACUACGAAGUUGUCACCUGCCGGAACACGGGGCCAGGGAGCGAGCGGAAUAGGCCCAACCCCGGCUCGUUCACAUACGUGGAAUCAGAGAACGAGCGGCGGAGGCUCGCAGAGGAGCCUGAGGAGGAAGAUGGGGCGGAGUUGCUGUCACUAAGCCUUACGGAUGUAAGUAAGGCUAUGGAGAUCGUGGCGGCACAUGAGAUGGCGGACCCGGAGGCCAUCAAGGCCUUGCGAGAGCAUGGAAUGCCCGCAGGCAGGAGAGGUGGAGCUUAUCUAUCAGCUUCCCGGAGGAAGAAAGGGGUCUGCAAUGGCGCAAGCGCAAACAACAAGCCGACCUUUUUUAGGGGACGGCUCAAGCAGGGCGCCCAAAGGCGGUACAAAACGGUAAAUAAGAAGUGUCGCCCUGUUCCCGUGCUCGUUACGGAAGAUGAAGAGGCAUAUUACGAGCGGGAGCGAGGAUUGAUACGGCGAAUGCAAGAGCAGGCGUUGAGGGAUCCAUGUCGUAUCAAUGAUGGAAAUGAAGGAGAGUUAAUAGUCGGGGAGACAGGUUUUCUCUCGCCUCAGGAAAGGAUGUUGAUGGUGCAGUUGAUGAAGAAAAGGCAUCGCGCAUACGCCUUUAAUGACGACCAGCGUGGGAGGCUGGAUGUGGACAAGAUCCCGAUGAUCCGGAUCCACACAGUUCCCCACGAGCCCUGGAACUUGAGGGGUGCGCGAUACCCAAACCCUGAUGAGGAGAAGAUGGUGGUGGAUUAUCUGGAUGGCAAGAUACGCACGCAUGUUGUCGGCUACUCUAGUGGUCCGUAUGCUUCCCCUUGGUUCUGCUUUAUUAUGCCAAACGGGACGCUACGGUGGGUACAGGAUUUGCAGUGGCUGAACGCAGUAACGGUGCGAGAUGCGGGAGGCUUGCCGAACGCAGAUGCACUGGCAGAGUCAUGCGCGGGGAGGCCUAUGAUUUCACUUAUAGACCUUUAUUCCGGGUAUGAUCAGUUUCCUGUAUGCCCGCCCGAUAGGCCGGUGACGGCAAUGCACACGCCAAGGGGGCUAAUCCACAUGAAUGUGGCUCCUCAGGGUUGGACAAAUGCAGUGGCGAUGGUACAUAGACAUAUGAUCAGGGUCAUGCAAACAGUCAGCCCGCACAUCACCCAGCCCUACAUCGACGACUUGGCAGUCAAAGGGCCAAAGGAGAAAGAGGAGGAUGAGGUGCAGCCCGGAGUGAGGUGUUUCGUCUGGAGGCAUAUUCAGGAUCUCGAUCGGGUCUUAGGUCUGCUAGAGGAGCACAACCUCACUGCAAGUGGGCCAAAGUCCAAGCACUGCAUGAGAGAAGCCACCAUUCUGGGGUUUGUCUGCAAUGAGAAAGGCCGGAAGCCAGAUGUAAAGAAAACAGACAAGAUCUUAGAGUGGCCGGUGCCGUUCCAGACUAUAACGGAUGUGAGAAGCUUUCUUGGUACUUGCGGAUUUUGGAGGAGCUUCGUGAAAGACUUCGUCGCCAAGACUGAGCACUUAAGGAAGCUGGUGCGCCAAGACCAAGGGUGGGUUUGGGGCGAAGACCAGGAAGAAGCGGUAGCCAGGAUGAAGGGAGAGUUUAAGGAAGGAGGGUUGGUGCUAGGGGCGCCAAAUUAUGAAGGGACUGAAGAAAAGUCGUUCAUCAUCGAGACAGAUGCUGGGCCAACUGCAUUAGGAGGGGUUUUGAUCCAAGCGGAUGUCGAAGGAAAGGAAAGACCGCUAAGAUUCGAAAGUCGCACUCUUAAUACGAUUGAGAGGAAUUACUCUCAGUUCAAGAAGGAGACGCUCGCGGUACUCCAUUAUCAGGGGUCGAUCGAAGACACCCCGCCAGUUGACGGGUUCCUGGAUCAAGAAGAAGAUGUGCGACUCCAUAUAAAUAAGUGGGCGCUACGAGUACCUAGUUGUGUUAGCUAUCCCAUAUGGAUAGCACCAAGAGGGUAUGAGCGGAAGGCCGACUUAGUCCUUAAGCCAUUUCAGGAAGAAGAUCUGUGGGGAGGCAAGGACACGCAGUGGAUGAUGAAGUUGGCACUGGUAGGGACACAUGGCUUGGUGGAAGAGGUGAGGACAAUAGAGGAAGGGCCUACUCAGGUAGAGGAACAUGAGCAGCUAAUGGGAGGGAUGUAUCUGCUCACUAAUACGCUCCUGCAAGGAGACUUUGACCGGAGAGGUUCGUUUAGUCAUGAGGAGGAUGAGCUCCUGAUUCCGGAAAGCCAGGAUGACGAGUUCGAAGAAGGAGAAAUUAAGGAGGUAUUCUGGGCAGAGGAAUAUGACAGGAUCUAUCUUGAGCUGGGCCUACUUUUAUCCUGUGAGAUGAGGGACAGGGAUGCUAGCGACAAGGCGUAAAAGUUGAGGCACCUCUACGUGGUGAGAGAUGGGCAUUUGUUCAUAAAGCGGCAAGUUGGGAAUCCCAACUUGAUUGUGUGCGGGAGGAACCGACAGUUGGACAUCAUAGCGGCAUUACAUGAUGGUAUAGCAGGUGGGCACAGAGGUCUGACUUUAUAGAAGGCAGCCAUGCAGAGGGGCGGGCGGGGCACGCGGCCACGACAGAGACCUCUCGGGGCAUCCGGAGGGGAAGAGCGGCAUGGGCUCUUCAGGAGGGAGCCUACACCUGUGUUUGACAACGACAACAUCUAGCUCUUCCUGGACGCUUACCGAGAGCAUGCAACCCGGAGAGGAUGGGACGUGGCUGAGAGGAUACGUCACUUGAGGGGAGUUGGGAGGUUCGAGGAGCCCAUUGCGCAGAUCAGGGAGGAGACCCUAACUUGGUCGGAGGUAGAAGCAGGGAUGCAGAGACUGAGAGCUUCACCUUUGGGGAAUGAUGGGCUUUCUGGUGUAUGAUGAUUUGUGUAACAAACAGCUCAUAUGCUU